AGAUGGAUGGACAGAGAAAGCAACAGAGCAAAAAGAAACAACACAUGCUUCAUAAAGCAAUGAAAAAAAACAAGACCAAAGAAAUCAAUGAUGAAAAUACAAAUAUAAUGAUGUGGUUUGUGGCUGAGGUAACAGACAUCAUAUACCCAACAAUAAUACAAUAUGAAGAGAGAAAAAUAGCUGAGAGAGACGUGAGAGAUGAGGAGGCCAAUGCCAAAAAGUUUGUUUUCACAGACAAAAAGAGAACACCCAGCAGAUCGCCAGGAUGUGAGAAGAGGGGGAGUAGAGGGCAACUAACCCCACUGUUUUCUCAACAGUCACCUGGCCUGUCUCCAACAAGCAGCAGGCCACUGUCUCUGGGCGGAGAGUUUUGGGAAGAAAGUCUUUCAGAGGCUGAACCAACAGUGGUAGCUCCUCAUCAGGCUGACAGUAUUUCUAGUUUGUGCAGGGAGACCAUGUGCAUGGGAGGUUUGCUUGAGCAUCCCACGCAGGCUAUCAAAGCAGAGAAAUUUCCUCAUAGCCAAACUUACUUUAAAUAUGAAUCAACAAGAAAAGAUGGCAAAUUACAAAACCAUCUUAUUAGGGAAGAUAUUUCUUCUGACUUCAAACAAUAUCACCCUAAAACAGGCUUGGUCAGAAAAUUCUUUUCACUGAUCAGUGUCCAGGGAAGAGGUUCUGAGGAACAAGUACAAAGGGAAGGGCAAAUGCCAAGGCAGCUUCAAGUCCCUGAGCUUUUACAGCCCACAUCAGGGGGCAUCAGGAAGCUGAGUUACUGCACAGGAGCUCCGGGGCUCAAACCCUCUACGUCCCCCCUGGACAUACCAACCAAGCCAAGGACAGUCUGCUUCAGAGUAACUCUACCCCAGACUGGCAGGCAGCUUGCAAGAAAGCCCUUCUUCUCAUCACCCAGAAAGAUAUUUCCCGAAGAGGAAGUACCACAUAAGGCAGUGCAGGGAGCUCGCAGCAAGCCCCUGCCAACAUAUGCAAUUGAGCCUGAGCCCUUGCAGUCACUGACCAAUAUUUAUUCUUAUGGUUUUUUGAAAGAAAUUUGUGAUGAACUAAUGAGAAAAUUUGUCCCUUCACAAAACCUAUGUGCUCAGGACACAUAUCAGCACAGAUGUAGUUGA
Messenger RNA from Gavialis gangeticus (Gharial), 1127 nucleotides. RefSeq lists its product as uncharacterized. Bases 3 to 1127 code for a protein of 374 amino acids. Lineage: Eukaryota; Metazoa; Chordata; Crocodylia; Gavialidae. The record is from RefSeq and is a predicted model, not a curated record. The transcript has 2 exons.